Molecule: messenger RNA, 2205 nt
Organism: Lasiodiplodia theobromae
Lineage: Eukaryota; Fungi; Ascomycota; Dothideomycetes; Botryosphaeriales; Botryosphaeriaceae
Product: Heterokaryon incompatibility protein
Exons: 1
Coding region: 1-2205 (734 amino acids)
Source: RefSeq, a predicted model, not a curated record
AUGGAAGCCAGCUGGAAACUCCCCGUCAAAUUAAAAGCCUCGUCUCUUUGGAACCCGAAGUUGAUUUCAGAAGGCUACAAAACUCCCGACGACCCCCAAGAGUCUACCUUUGAGUUUGUCCGCACCAAUGGCAUUACCGCCGAGGCUGCCAACGUGUAUCCACACCAGCUGGAAAAACUGGCCCCCACCGAGAAGAUAACCGCAUGGGCAGCCACAAAAGCAAGAAAAGCUUACGACGCGCAGUUGCAGGUGAAAGGCCAGAACGCCGCAGCUGAGGACCCACCCCGUGGCCCCCACAAGCGCCUGUCCGACCUCCGAUAUGAGAUACGCGUCCUUGAACUCCACCCCGGGCAUUUCUACGACAACCUGAAAGGUACCCUGCACCACUGCUCCGUCGAGUACGAAGACGGAAUUUCUUCUACCUUUAUAGCAGAUGAUGAGCGGCCAGCCUACCGCACGCGCUUCGCGCUUUCUUGUGAGAACAUGAAGAAGCCCGUGUGGUACACGGCGCUCAGCUACGCCUGGGUAGAUCCAACUUCGAGCUCGAAUACGAACUGGGACCCGGCCACAGACACACACAUUGAGUGCAACGGCUUCAAACUUCCGAUUACUAGGUCCCUCGAGAUGGCGUUGAGACACUUUCGCCAAACAACUCAUUCCAUCAACCUCUGGAUUGACCAGAUUUGCAUAGAUCAAAGCAAUAAUUACGAGAAGGAACAUCAGGUUGCGCUCAUGUCAAAAAUCUACACACAUGCGGUCAACACUGUUAUUUGGCUGGGAGAAGCAACGCCAGGAUCAGACCGUGCCUUCAAGCUGCUUGAAUACAUCGGCACAGUAUUUGCAUUUGAAGUCAACGCGCCUCCACCAGAUGAGUUUGAAAGACUAUUUCUUCCACAUGCAGAGGAUCCCAUUUGGAAGGACUUGUGGGACCUGAUGAACCGGGAAUGGUUCACAAGACUGUGGAUCGUCCAGGAAGCGAUUCUGUCAUACAAUCCCUGGAUUCUGUGCGGCAAAACCAAGAGGAAUUGGGAGGCAUUUGCAAACAACUUCAACAGCUUAAUCCGCAGUGGCUUGUCUUCGUGGCUCGAAGAGAACUUUGGUGGCAAGUCAGGUGGUCGGACCGUCGGUUGGAAGUCGAUGCAGGUGCUGAGCGUCGAGCGAGAGCAUUAUUACUCGUUCGAAGGUAAGUUGUCACUAUUCAGCCUCCUAACUAGCACCCGAAACGCUCGAUCUGCGGACCCCAGAGACAAAGUGUACGGCCUAUUCGGCAUCUGCAAAAAGCCAGGGUAUCUCAAAGUCAGCUACGGCGAGAGUGUUACAGCGGCCGAUGUCUAUUUCGCAGCUACUCUGCACUGCGUAACAACAGACGUACUUUACCUCUUUCCCAUGCUUUGCUGCGUCGAUCAUGAAACUCGCCCAGGCUUGCCGUCGUGGGUCCCGGACUGGAGCUCAAGUCGGCAAACGAGCUCUCUGGGCUUUUCCACCAGCUCUGCCGGCAUCUACCACGCGUCAGGAACAUGGAAGCCCUGUUUCUCGUACCGCCCCGAUGGACGGGAGCUACUUGUGCCUGGGAAGAUAUUCGAUGUCAUCAAAGAUUUAGGCGAGGUCUGCACCGCGCCUGAAAUUGCCAUCGAAGGCUCUCUGAGCGCCAACCAAUGGCUUACUCCCUGGGUGCACCUGGCAGAGCAGUGUCUUCCAUACCCAAGCGGCUGCAAGCUCUUCGAAGCUUUCUGGCAUACACUCGUAGCGGGUAAAGACGGAGAAGGUAGGCAGAAAGCUCCGGAUUCUUUUGAGGAGAUCUUCAGCUUGCUGCUCGACGAAUCUACUGGACUGCACCCAACCUUCCCGGACCAAACGUAUUCCAAGCGCCAGCUUCGGCCUCCAGGAAAAGGGAAGCUCGAGCUGGCGAACCUGAAGGCGAGGGCUCCGGCCAAGACGUAUCAGGAAAUCCGCAGCGCUGUGCGCCGUGCUACGAGGAAUCGGCGGCUAGGUGUGACGGAAAAGAAGUACCUUUGCUUGCUGCCUCGGCACGCGAAGGUGGGAGACAUCAUCUGUGUCUUUGUCGGAUGCCACGUCCCAUUCGUUAUACGUGAAGUUGAGGGUGGUAGGUAUAACCUCGUGGGAGAGUGCUAUGCGCACGGCAUCAUGGACGGCGAGGUGAUGGAUAUGCAGGAUGUACCGCACAUCUCCGUUAUCCUGUCAUAG